GGCAGAGAGCUGCACAGGUAGCCAGCCAGCAGCAGCACUGUGGGCUCCCGCUAGUCUACCUAGCGACACUUCCCUCCCUGCGUGACACGACUGGAGUGUCUGGAGGUGCGACCCUCGGCGACAUCGCAGCGCACCGCACCGCACCAUCAGGUCACCUCAUAGCGCUCGCCUACCGGCAUCCGCCGUCUCCGAAGAUGAUACCUGGCAAACGAAGAGCUGCAGUCAUGUCCUUCUCGGUGGUGAUAUUUGGAGCGCUGAUGCUGCAGUCCGUCUCUUCCCAGAACGAGCCGUCAAUCAUUGCCUCUGAACACACCACACUUCCUUUGGAAGGCCACAGUCCCCCUUUCACACUGCAGUGCAACCUGACCAGCUCCCACAGUCCCCACGAUGAGAGCUACUGGAUGAAGAAUGGGGAGGAGAUCCCAGACACACGCAGCCAAGAUAUGAACACUGAGUACAAGCUGUUCAAACCAAGAGGAGACGACGCUGGACUGUACAUGUGUGUCUACACCUUCGAGACGGGUCCUUCAGCCAACGCCACCAUCGAAGUUAAAGCUGCUCCUGAGAUUACAGGCCACAAGCGUAGUGAGAAUAGGAAUGAGGGCCAGCGUGCUUUACUCUACUGUAAGUCUGUGGGCUAUCCUCACCCUGUCUGGACCUGGCGCAAGAUUGACAACGGCAUCAAUAGGGAAAUCGACAACUCAUCCGGUCGCUUCUUCAUCAGCAGCAGAGACAACUACACUGAGCUCCACAUUAUCAACCUGGACAUUAGUUUAGAUCCAGGCGAGUACCAAUGCAACGCCACCAACAUGAUCGGCAGCCGCGACGAGAAGUCUGUGCUGAGGGUUCGCAGUCACCUCGCCCCCUUAUGGCCUCUUCUGGGGGUUUUGGCUGAGAUCAUCAUCCUGGUCAUCAUCAUUGUCGUUUAUGAGAAGCGUAAGAAGCCAGAGGAUUUACAAGACGAUGAUGACCAAGCAGGACCAGUGAAAACUAAUUCAACCAACAACCACAAAGACAAGAACCUCCGCCAGAGGAACACAAACUGAGCAGCUGUCUGCUGAGUUACGUUACACAUGUAUUGACCAUAUGAAGGUAAACAAGAAUGGAAUCCAUACCAGUUGUUAAUAGGAUUUAUCUGCCAUUAAAAGUAUGGUUGUGGAGGAGUUA
This is a messenger RNA of Thunnus maccoyii (southern bluefin tuna), 1167 nucleotides long. RefSeq names its product neuroplastin a (gene nptna). The transcript is spliced from 8 exons. The record is from RefSeq and is a predicted model, not a curated record. NCBI's taxonomy places the organism in Eukaryota, Metazoa, Chordata, Actinopteri, Scombriformes, Scombridae. The coding region runs from base 195 to 1046 and encodes 283 amino acids.